GUUUUUUUUAUAGUACCGGCCAGCAGAGGCGCCACUACCUGUUCCUCCCGGAAGGACAAUUUUCCAAUUUUUUUGCAUUUUCCUGCGUUUUUAAUGCCUGACAUUGUUCUGCACGUGUAUCAGGGGGAAUGGGGCAUCCCCUCAAUCGAUUUGGAGUGCCUCCAGGCUUUGACUCUGAUGAAAUUCCUGGAUGUUCCGGUGGAAAUCAAUACCAGAGGAAACACAAUCUUCUCCCCAAGUGGAUUUCUGCCAUAUCUCAAUGAUGGUAAUCAGAAAAUCGACAGUUACAACAAAAUUUCCAAGUAUCUCGUGGGAAAGGGAAUGGAUGCGAAUAGGGAUUUAAAGGAUGAGGAUAGGAGUCUUUCCAGUGCUUACAUUCACCAUGCCAAAAGCAAGCUCCGCAGCUACUUGACGUACACUCUCUGGGGAACGACAGAAAGUGCUGAAGCGACAAGAUUUCUCUACGCCAAGAGAAGUCCCUUCCCGCUGAGUUUCUUCAAGCCCGGGCAGUACUUGAAGCAAGCUGAGCGAUACCUCCAGAUACAGUGUGGCUUCUCCAUCAAGAGUGGCAUGCCCCCGGAAGAGCAUCUCACCAGGGGAUUGAUUGUCGAGGCCAAAAAGUUCAUCAAUGAGAUUUCUGCCCAGCUCAGUGAUCGGGAAUGGUUCUUCGGGCAGUCUCCUUCAGAAUUCGAUGCUAUCCUCUAUUCCUACCUGGCUCUUCUGCUGCACUACCCACAGAAUUUCAAUCCCUUGGCUGGGCACAUCAGAGAAUGCAAGAAUCUUGUGAACUUUGUCUCCAGGAUCACGAAAAAGUACUUCGAUGGAUUGACUUUCGACAGUGGCUUGAAGAUUGGCUUCGGAAGUGGAAAGACAUUCAAACCAAAAGCUGCUGGAGAUGAUGAAGAGAGCAAUCUGAAGCUACAGAUAAUUGCUGGACUUGUAGCUUUCUGUUCAAUGGUCGCCUUUUCGCUUUCAACGGGAAUUCUUGAGAUUUCGCGGGAUUCCAUUCAGCAGGAAGCUGUGGACUUUGACGAUGAGGAUGACGAUGAAGGCGACGGAGACUAUGCUGAGUAGACAUAAAGGGCAUUUCUAGAGAGAAAUUAAAGACUCUGAUCUUGUAAAAA
Molecule: messenger RNA, 1124 nt
Organism: Phlebotomus papatasi
Lineage: Eukaryota; Metazoa; Arthropoda; Insecta; Diptera; Psychodidae
Product: metaxin-1 homolog
Exons: 2
Coding region: 94-1074 (326 amino acids)
Biological process (GO): mitochondrion organization
Cellular component (GO): SAM complex
Source: RefSeq, a predicted model, not a curated record